This is a messenger RNA of Bipolaris maydis ATCC 48331, 306 nucleotides long. Lineage: Eukaryota; Fungi; Ascomycota; Dothideomycetes; Pleosporales; Pleosporaceae. The record is from RefSeq and is a predicted model, not a curated record.
AUGCCAUGGAUCAAGACAGAGUUGCGACUGCUCCACCAGUCCACUACGCUCACCACCCUAUCCCUAGAGCCCGUCCGUGCGACAGCCCUCCUCUACUCAUACGGGCAUGCCCAACCCGUGCGGGGUUCAAUAUACGGCUAUUUCCACAGCUAUGGCCUUGCUGUACUCAUCUGCCGAACCUCAAUUUAUCGCUCCACAGGGCGCAAUGACAAGCUUUUGGAGAUGCACAAGCGCUCGCUCCACCUGCCUUGGAUUUAUACAACAACCUUUUGUCCCGUCACCUUUCUGUCAGCUGAAAAAGUCACU